Molecule: messenger RNA, 549 nt
Organism: Clonostachys rhizophaga
Lineage: Eukaryota; Fungi; Ascomycota; Sordariomycetes; Hypocreales; Bionectriaceae
Source: the annotation of a GenBank genome assembly
AUGCGCCGAAUUCUUCUCACAUCUUCUCAAGUCUCGGUGCUCCUCACCAGUUUUGUUGUUAUUUCUUGUACUUGCGCUCUAUUUCUCAGCGGCUAUGUGAUCCAACAGCGCACCUUACGGGAUCUUCGUACCGCCAUCCGCCCUCGACAACCAAGACACAAGCCUCAAAUGCACCUUCCAGAUCAAUUCAAAAAGCACACCCAGCGCCUAGCCGAUGGCACAGUUGUGGAGAUAGAAAGCGAGGCCGAGCGGGAGGCGAACAAGAGACCAGUCCAGCAUAUCGAGGUAGCGCCCACGGUAUCGCGAGCCGAGGAGCCGCGGCUUGAGGUGCGACACACCGACAAGGUCGUCUCCCGCGAGAAACUCGCCAUCGUGGAGCAGCUCCAGGCGGACGUGGCCAAGAAGUCAUGGGCUGCUGAACAUCCCGAUCCGCUGGUGAAGAGCAGGGUGCCCAUCACCCGUGCGGAAAGACGCCGGCUCAUCAGGGAGGAGUUGAGGAAGCUGUCGGAUGCCGAAGAGUCUGUGUACUACCAGCGCCGGAUGUAUUAA